AGCGUCGCAUCUACAAAGACAAGUCCCUCAAGAUACUCAAAGGCCACUCAUCUCACAGAGUUCUAUCCUUACUUGAAUGGAGGGUCCCAAAUUCCUUCAGUGCCCGUUGAGAAUGAACGAAAGGAUAAUAGCAGGCAAACAUCUAUGAAAUCUCCAGCUCAUGAAAGAAGACAAUCCCUAAGCACAAUGAACACAUAUCAAUCAUUUUCACCAUCUACAUUAGACCUGCAAACUCUGGUUACUAAAACGGACAUGUCCAAAACAACUGAAGCAUAUAAUGACAUUUUAGCUGCCUCUGAAGAUUACAGAAAGGCAUUAUUACAAGUUGCAGAGGCUGCUGGUAAUUUCGGUGCUGCCUUGGAGAAUGGGGCUAAAUGUAAAGGAUCUGGGAAUGCUGCUGAUGGCUUAUUGUCUGCUAGUGGACUAUAUUUUUUGGUUGCUAAUCAUCAACAAAUUUUAGCACAUAGUGUUAAGGAAUCUUUUGAAGUUCCAGUAUCCAAAGAAAUCAAUAAAUUUAAAUUAACUAGUGCAAAGAAUGAUGAAAUCUUUAAGAAUGAGAUUAAAGAGAAAGUUACAAAUUUGAAGAAACAAGAACGUGAAAAUAUGAAAUUAUCAAAAUUGAAAUCAAGAAAUUUAGUGACUUAUAGAUCUAAAUUAUUACAGUUAACAUCACAUAUUGAUGAAAUAGAUAGAGCCAAGCAUGACUAUUACCAAUCUGCAUUUGACUUAGUGCAGGACACAUCACUCAAUAUUUUAAAACAAUUAGGUUCUAUAGUACGGGCACAAGUUGAAAUUUAUGAAGGUAUUGCCAGAAAAGGGUGGUCUGGUGGUGGGUUAGACGAAUUGAUAACAGGAUGUCCAGACCCUUUCACUAAUGAAGAUGAUGAAGAUGAAGAUGAAGAACAUGCACAAAAUCAUAAUGAUAUUCAGUUCGGGAGUGACAACGCCAUUGAUAAUGAGGAUAAUGAUGAUGAUGAUGAUGAACAAGAUGAUGGUGAUGCUGAUGACGAUGAUGAUGAUACCAUUGGUCCUAUUCCCCAACUGAAAGAACAAUUACCACUCACAUCAAAUACACAUGGGCUCGUGUUCAAUAGUCAUACAGGUUCAGUUACAGAACCUAUAUUGAGUCAUUCGCAUUCCACUAAAUCUUUUGAAAAAACUUUAAAAAGUAAUGAAGUGAUACAAUCAAGCACGCCAAAAGAUACACCAAUCAAUCCAAACAUUGAUGAUUCAAUCGAUGACAAUUCGUUCUCGCUGCCACUUCCUGGGUCUUCUUCCAGAAAUAACAUGAAGAGUAAUGUGGACUCUAAUGAUGAAGAGAAAGAAAAUAAGCUAAGCAAGGAAUCAAUUGAUGAGGCUAAUGCUGCUGGGUUUAAUGAAAGUGAAGUUGAAACAGAACAUGAAGGUGAAGAUGUGGAAGGGAAGGGAAAAGAUCAUGAUGAAAUUCCUCGACAAGAUUUUUAUGGUGUGAAAAAUGAAUGGUUAGAGUAGAAAUGGGUUUUUCCAUAGUGUAAAGAAUGGACAUU
Molecule: messenger RNA, 1526 nt
Organism: Hansenula anomala
Lineage: Eukaryota; Fungi; Ascomycota; Saccharomycetes; Phaffomycetales; Wickerhamomycetaceae
Gene: IVY1
Product: Ivy1p
Exons: 1
Biological process (GO): vacuole fusion, non-autophagic
Cellular component (GO): fungal-type vacuole membrane
Molecular function (GO): phospholipid binding
Source: RefSeq, a predicted model, not a curated record